Condylura cristata (star-nosed mole) is the source of this 612-nucleotide messenger RNA. Its product is annotated as interleukin-37-like. Gene Ontology annotation, biological process: cytokine-mediated signaling pathway; cellular response to lipopolysaccharide; inflammatory response to antigenic stimulus. Lineage: Eukaryota; Metazoa; Chordata; Mammalia; Eulipotyphla; Talpidae. Bases 1 to 612 code for a protein of 203 amino acids. Gene Ontology annotation, molecular function: interleukin-1 receptor binding; cytokine activity. Gene Ontology annotation, cellular component: nucleoplasm. The record is from RefSeq and is a predicted model, not a curated record. The transcript has 5 exons.
AUGACUCUCAGACACACCAGAGCACCAGACAUCAGCUCGGAGCGGCAGGCGCUCAACAUCCCUGGCCCAGGCCCCCUGGAGUCAGACCUCACCCUUCUUUCUGUGGAUCCUACCCACUCAGGUGAAAAAAUCAAGACCCUUAUCCCGGAGAGGCAUAUUCUUCGAGACCCAAACCAGAGAGUUUUGGUCCUAUCAGAAGAGGUCCUCCUUGCCCUGGAAGACAAAAAAAGCAUAACUGGAGCUUCACAAACAGCUAACCCUGAUACCAUGGCACGAAAUCAAAUUUUUUUAGCUGUCUCCGAAGGGAAGUUGUGCCUCUACUGUGCCAAAGAGCCGACAUGUCCCUCUUUACAACUGAAGGAGAUGGACAUCACCCAGCUGAACUCACUGAUGGAGGAAACGCGUCUGCCCUACACCUUCAUCAGGAAGGACAUUGGCUCCUAUUUCACUUUGGAGUCUGCUGCAAAUCCAGGGUACUUCAUCUACACUUCCAACAUACCCAGGCAGCCUGUGGGAGUAACCAUGGAUAUUGGCAAUGAAAACAACAUUUAUUUUCAAUUUGGAGACCUUUAUGUGAAUCUCAGGGUGCGUGAGACUGACUAUACAAACUGA